This is a messenger RNA of Odocoileus virginianus texanus, 4294 nucleotides long. It is a transcript of the gene ARB2A, whose product is annotated as ARB2 cotranscriptional regulator A. Lineage: Eukaryota; Metazoa; Chordata; Mammalia; Artiodactyla; Cervidae. Gene Ontology annotation, molecular function: siRNA binding. Gene Ontology annotation, biological process: regulatory ncRNA-mediated heterochromatin formation. The record is from RefSeq and is a predicted model, not a curated record. Gene Ontology annotation, cellular component: nucleus.
CCCCGGAAGUGCAACUUGAACUUGAUCGGGGCGCGGAUUCCCGAGAGGGAAAGUCACAACAACCGCACGGGGGAGUUCGACGGGCGAGCUGGAAGGCCACGCCUCCUCCCGCCUCCCCCCACAGCCCUGCAGCUGGGGGCAGAGCUCAGACUGUCUUCUGAAGAUUGAUGUCUGUUUCCUUGAGCUCUUUAAUUUUGUUGCCAAUUUGGAUAAGCAUGGCUCAAAUCCAGCAGGGAGGUCCAGAUGAAAAAGAAAAGACAACAGCACUCAAAGAUUUAUUAUCUAGGAUAGAUUUGGAUGAACUAAUGAAAAAAGAUGAACCACCUCUUGAUUUUCCUGAUACACUUGAAGGAUUUGAAUAUGCUUUUAAUGAAAAGGGGCAGUUAAGACACAUAAAAACUGGGGAGCCGUUUGUUUUUAACUACCGGGAAGACUUGCACAGAUGGAACCAGAAAAGAUAUGAAGCACUAGGAGAGAUCAUCACAAAAUACGUAUAUGAGCUUCUGGAAAAGGACUGUAAUUUGAAAAAAAUAUCUAUUCCAGUAGAUGCCACUGAAAGUGAACCAAAGAGUUUUAUCUUUAUGAGUGAGGAUGCUUUGACAAAUCCACAGAAACUGAUGGUUUUAAUUCAUGGUAGUGGUGUUGUCAGGGCAGGUCAGUGGGCUAGAAGGCUUAUUAUAAAUGAAGAUCUGGACAGUGGCACACAGAUCCCUUUUAUUAAGAGAGCUAUGGAUGAAGGAUAUGGAGUAAUAGUACUGAAUCCCAAUGAAAACUAUAUUGAGGUCGAAAAGCCGAAGAUACCUGUCCAGUCAUCUUCUGAUAGUUCAGAUGAACCAGCAGAAAAACGCGAAAGAAAAGAUAAAGUCUCUAAAGAAACAAAGAAGCGACGUGAUUUCUAUGAGAAGUAUCGUAAUCCCCAAAGAGAAAAAGAAAUGAUGCAGUUAUAUAUCAGAGAAAAUGGCUCUCCUGAAGAACAUGCAGUCUAUGUGUGGGACCAUUUCAUAGCUCAGUCUGCAGCUGAGAAGGUAUUUUUUGUUGCUCACAGCUAUGGAGGACUUGCUUUUGUUGAACUGAUGAUUCAACGAGAAGCAGAUGUGAAAAGUAAGGUGACUGCUGUGGCGUUGACAGACUCUGUUCACAAUGUGUGGCAUCAAGAAGCUGGCAAAACUGUUCGAGAAUGGAUGAGAGAGAACUGUUGUAACUGGGUCUCUAGCUCAGAACCAUUAGACACGUCAGUGGAGUCCAUGCUGCCUGACUGUCCCCGAGUCUCAGCAGCUUUCUGAACCAAUUUGUGAAAAAUUCAUCAAAGAAUCUGGCAGUAAAGGUGACUAGUCUUUUACUGAGCUAACUUUUCCCUUAAAAGAUAAAAAGAUUUUAACUAAUUAUUUUGGAAUGCUUGUGGAUAAAUAACCAAAUAAUAUGAAUUUAUAUCUGUACUUGAAACUUGUGUAAGUUGUAAAUUAAUCUGCAAGAGAGAAUGUUUUUACAGUCUCCGCAACGGUGUCUCCUGAGUCUAAGUGCUAUGUCCCCUAAUUGUUGGAAAAGUAAGUUGGAACCAGUGAUGCCUAAGACAGAAAUCUUCAUCCUUUUACCAUGUGUUAAGCAUUGAUGUCCCCUGCAUGGCUGUCUGUGUUCUCUUGUCCUCUUUUUCUCCUCCCCUCGGUCAUCUGUCUGGGUCACUGCUCUGCAUGGUCGCGCUGGGUCUGCGUAUCACUUCUGGCUCUCCCUCUGUCAUCUGGUUUAGUCCCCGUAUGUGACUCUCAUAAUUUCUGUCUUCUGUGUCUCCCUGGCUUCAGUCUCCCCCACCCAGAGACUCUUUUUCCUUAGCCUGUGGAAUCUCAUCUGGCCCAGCCCACCGUCUCUGCCUGCCCCUUCCUGACCUGAGUGUUUUCCCCAGGUCCACUGCCCUUCACCUUCUCUUUGACCAACCAUGCGAUAAGGCCCUCCCGUCUCCACCCUUCCUGCCUGCCUGCUCUGUCUUGUCACAGACGGACAUCAAGUCACCAGCAGCAAAUCUGUCUACUGGCAGAAACACACGCCCCCCACCAAACAUACCCCUUCAGAGAAACUACAUUGCUUUCUAGUAGUGUGAUUCAGAACUUCAAAAUUAAAUGUUUUCUGUUACUGAAAAGAAAAUUCAAAGUGAAUGUUAGGCACCAGAGAUAGGUCAAAAAAACCUAAGAUGUUCUAUGUUACCAGCACUUUAAAUCAGGGCUAUGUUUUUUUAUGUUUUUGUUUCAUCAUGGUUCUUAAACUAUAGUCCUUCUUUAAAGGAAAAUAGUCCUUUUUAAUGAAAAAUCUUUGGAAGAUAAUUUGAUCAGUGACUCCAGAUUUAGGUAUUAAUUACUGAUUUAACUGAUAUAUGAUAUCUAAAUAUUCUUUGAGAAUUGGUUGUAGUAUUUCCACCCUUAUUAUCUCUAUUGUAAUGUCCCCUUCAACCAUACAUAUUUCACUCCAAGUAUUUAAUAUGUUCUACCAAUUGAGACAUCAUGUAUCAGCUAGUUUAUACAUGUUUUGAAUAAUCUUACGGUACAACCCUUGACAAAAUUCAGUUGUUUUACAUGGUUUCUUAAUUUCUAAAGUAUUACAGAAGUUACUUGUUUAAAAUUGGAGCAAAUAAACAUAUACUUCAUUUUAAACUUUGUUUAUAGUGAUGAUCUUUAAAAAUGAGACUUGUGUAAGAGACGAUAAGUUGAAAUUUUCUAAUAACCUUCUAAAAUCAAUAGUGGCUUAGAGAUUCUUUUGUUUUUAGCUAGUUUCAGACAUUUUAAAAGAGCAAAGUGAAUUUUUUGUUUUAAAUAAAUGGCCUUCAAAGAAAUUUAGAGUCUAAAUGGAACCACACCUUUCCUGCUUACUUUCUAGAAGAAAAGUAAUUAAAUUUAAAAUAAGACAUUGUUAAUUUAAGGCCACAGAUACAAAUGGUUAAACAUAACCAAUAUGUGGGAAAGCUAUUUGUGGAACUACAUGAUGUGUGGGUUGAAUUUUAUAAUAAAAAGUAUAGUUUUCCAUAACCAUUGUAGUUUAGAUUUUUACAGCACUUCUCUUUUGAAGUAUUAAUCCCUCAGCAUUAUUUGGUUUUGCUUUUCUUCAGAAAUAAUAUCAAGCAUGCAAAAUCAACACAGGCAACAAAACUUAAAUAUUAGAAAAGCCCAACUUAAUUUUUUUUACCAAUUAGUUAUUGAUUUAAUUAUUUCCCCCUAAAAUUAGAGCCUAAUUCCAUGUCUUACUUCAGCUAUGAGUUAUUCUUGCUUCUCUUGGGGUAAGAAACUAACUGUAAAUACUCACUCCUUAAUUCUGCAAAGAUUUUUUGAGCACUUAAUGGGCACUCGGCACUAGUCUAGACUCUCAAGAUUGCUGCAUGUGACUCUCGCCCCUCAAGGAGCUUGUAGGCUCCUAGAAAAAAAAGCCUUUUGCUUACUUCAGGGAUUCUUUUUGUUGCUGGUCAGAAGUUGACCGUGGGAAUGUGUGAGGUGGAGAGGAAGGUUAAGGACUUAGGAACUCCUUCAGUAACCCAAGAGUGAGUCUUAGCUCCGUGACACCCUCCUUUAGCAAAUGGCAAGCCCACAAGUGUCUAAGACCCACAGCAUCUUUUCAAGGUGUCCGUCUUUCUUCCCUGCUAUUAUGAGACCCUGACUUUGGCUCUGUGUUUCAGAUGGAUGUGUUAUUUGUCAUUUCAAAAUUCUUUAGUGGUGGUGUCAGUAUUUAUGAAGAAGAGCUUUGGAUUUAACAUGCGUGUGAGAAAUUUGUAUUCUCCCAGAUGUGUGGAGAAUUAAUUCUGUUUCAUGGCCAGAUGAAGAUCUACAGUCAUACUGUCUAUAAAGUUAAGAUCAUACUAGUACAGUCUCAUCGGGUUAUGGCCAGAAUUAAGAAAAAUAAUCUUUCCAGGACUGUUAAAAUAGUACCUGACGCGUAGUCACGACUCAAUGAAUGCAUGCUGUCCUCACUUUGCGUGGUUCAAAUACACACAAAUUUCAGUUACCAUAGUUUAGUGAAAUAACACCAAACCCCCAAAAUAAGGUUCAGAAUUUCAGUUACCAUAAUCUAUUAACUAUUAAUAACUGCAUUAAGUACAAAUAUAGAUGCAAAUAACAGAUGCACAUCAUGGUCCAUUCCCAAUCAUAUCACUUUUUAAAGAAAAAUCCAUCACUGACUGAGCACUGCAUAUCUGUUAUUCAGUUCACUGUUAUUCAGUAGCACUGUCUGUAUUUACAAAAACGGAUGGUCAGAAGAGAGAUCCGGCCAACGGAGAUGAAAGUGAAGCAAAGACAUAAAAUGCUGGAAGUGCAAUUGGAAA